AUGACGGGUGUUCAUCAUUGUCGGUUUCGAGUCUCCUUGGGUUUCUCUGAAGCAUCUUCAGACUUGAACCACGCUGUUCUGCACUUCGAUACAUCUUUAGCCUCUUCUCCGUUUUUCGUUGCACUGAUCGAUCGACUGUACGGAAAAGUAACCAUCAACACAUGUGAUAGCCCAGCCUGUCUCUACCACCUUUGCUCGACAUCUCAGGUCGCAACAACACAUGUCCCUUUUAGCCUUUUUCAAGGCCCUAAUUUGCCUGACUUAUGCUUCACUCGAAGGCCUCAGGUUGAUACUUCUCUUGGCCAGAUUUUCUUGAUCUCAAACUCUGUAUCAGCGGUGCUCGUGCCUCGCCUCGCCUCGCCUCGCUACAAAAUGCGCAUCACCUACGCUGGUUCAGCUGAGCCUAAACAGCCUAUCUCAGAGGAUCCAGAUCAAUAG
This is a messenger RNA of Protopolystoma xenopodis, 438 nucleotides long. NCBI's taxonomy places the organism in Eukaryota, Metazoa, Platyhelminthes, Monogenea, Polystomatidea, Polystomatidae. The record is from the annotation of a GenBank genome assembly.